UGAGUGAUUGCCCUUUGAAAGUAACCCGCCAUUAAGUUGAGCUGACAAACGAAAUAGUGUGGACUUUAUAUGAGAUUUUGAUCUAUCUCAAAACGAGUGCAAAAUGCGCACUGGAGAAAAAUUAUUUACGUGCAAGUUGUGUGAUAUCAAAUUCAGCAGGAUGAGUAACCUAAAUAGACACGUGAGACAACAACGUACCCGAGAAAAACAAUUUCAAUGUAACUUUUGUGAUAGUACAUUCACCAAAAAGGGUGGUCUAAAUCGACACCUGACAAUACAUACUGGAGAAAAACCUUACAAAUGUGAUGUGUGUGAUAGUUCAUUCAGCCUGAAGUGUAAUCAAAAGACACAUAUGAGAAUACAUACUGGAGAAAAGCCAUUUAAAUGUAAUGAAUGUUAUGGUACAUUCAAUCAAAAAUGGUCUCUGACAGAACACAUGAAAAUACAUACAGGAGAAAAGCCAUAUACAUGUGAUAUUUGUAUUAGUGCUUUCAUUUCAAAGAGUAAUCUUAAGCGACACAUGCAAAUACAUACCGGAGAAAAAACAUUUAAAUGUGACGAAUGUUAUAGCACAUUUGGUCAAAAAAUUCAUCUGACAGAACAUAUGAGAAAACAUAUUGGAGAAAAACCAUUUUUAUGUUAUGUAUGUAAUAAUACUUUCAUUUCAAAGAGUAAUCUUGAGCGACACAUGAGAAUACAUACAGGAGAAAACCCGUUUAAAUGUGAUGUAUGUUAUAAUACUUUCAUUUCAAAGAGUAAUCUUAAGCGACACAUGGUAAUACAUACAAGAGAAAAAACAUUUUUAUGUAAUGUAUGUAAUAAUACUUUUAUCUCAAAGAGUAAACUUGAGCGACACAUGCGAAUGCAUACUGGACAAAAACCAUUUAAAUGUAAUGUAUGUAAUAAUACUUUCAUCUCAAAGAGUAAACUUAAACGGCACAUACGAAUACAUACUGGAGAAAGACCAUAUAAAUGUGAUGAAUGUAAUAAAACUUUCAGUCAAAAAAGUUCUUUGACAGAACACAUAAGAAUACAUACAGGAGAAAAACCAUAUAAAUGUGAUGUAUGUGAUAAAGCAUUCAGACUAAAAGGUAAUCUGAAAUCACACAUUAGAAUUCAUAUAACAGAAAAAACAUUUUCAGAAAGUCUUUGCAAUGGUUCUUUCUGUUCAAUGAGCAAAACUAAGCAAUUCAUGAGAAAACAUAUUAGUGAAAGACAUGUAAUGUGAUAUAUAAUUAUGAUUCAUUUUGAUACAUAAAGACCAAUAAAGGAACACUAACUGGAUAAUUCCAUUCAAAUGUGAGUUGUGCGAAGAUACAUUAAGGUAGUUAGUACAUUUAAACAACACAUGAGAAUACAUACUGGAAAAAAUUCAUUUAUGUAUGAUUUGUGUGAUAGUCGAAAAAGUAAUUGUAUGACAUACGCAAUACAUUCUUGAGAUGUAAGGUGUUAAGAUGAUUGUAUAUUCAGUUGUAUUGUGUCAAUGCACACAAUGGGGAAUAUAUAUUUGCCGGAGAAAAAAAAUAUAUGUAUUUUAAACGAUGGAACUUGCAAUAUGACAUUUGAGAAUACAUGCAUACUGAUUUUUACAUGCGUGAUGAUUCUUCAUGACUAAACAUGGUAUUGCAUUUUUGAAUGUCUGUCCAUAGAUAAUUAGUUUCCAUAUGAUAAUUUGAAGGAUAAUUAUAUUAAUGUACAGUAACCUUUUAUUUGACUUUUUAUUCUUUUUUUGUUUUGGUUCUGUCAUGUUAAAGAACUGAUUAUUAGUUUUUUCCACUCAAAGUUUUUUUUGUUGUAUCUAGAGAUUAAAAAA
Molecule: messenger RNA, 1813 nt
Organism: Ruditapes philippinarum (Manila clam)
Lineage: Eukaryota; Metazoa; Mollusca; Bivalvia; Venerida; Veneridae
Product: zinc finger protein 888-like
Exons: 2
Coding region: 104-1228 (374 amino acids)
Cellular component (GO): nucleus
Source: RefSeq, a predicted model, not a curated record